Cryptococcus amylolentus CBS 6039 is the source of this 1479-nucleotide messenger RNA. RefSeq lists its product as hypothetical. Gene Ontology annotation, cellular component: transcription factor TFIIH core complex; transcription factor TFIIH holo complex. The transcript has 8 exons. Gene Ontology annotation, molecular function: double-stranded DNA binding; ATPase activator activity. Gene Ontology annotation, biological process: nucleotide-excision repair. The record is from RefSeq and is a predicted model, not a curated record. Bases 1 to 1479 code for a protein of 492 amino acids. Lineage: Eukaryota; Fungi; Basidiomycota; Tremellomycetes; Tremellales; Cryptococcaceae.
AUGGUGCAGCCUUCAUUCAACCAUCCGAAAAAGAACCCAGCGGCAGCAUCCACAUCACCCACAAACGCUCUCGAUGUCUUUCUCGACAACCAGAAUCAGGCUUACUUCGAGGAGCUCUAUAAAUCGGAGGCUGUCUGCCUUUGUAUCUUGAGACUGCUACCUCCCGUGUGUCGGCAACUCAUAUUACAUGGCCUCUGGUCGCAUGCUCCGUUACGCAGUGUAGAUGUCAAGCAACAACUGCAGAUCAAGGUUGAUGUCUCGCUGGAACAAGUAGACGAGAUCCUGCGCCCAGCAAUCAACCGAAGAGUCCUCCAUCCGAUGGUUCACAAGGGACACACCCAGAGCUGGCCUCUCAACGAUAGCUUCAAGAAGGGUCUGCGGAAUGCGUUGACUGGUCUAGGAAGAUCCAAUUCAUUUGGAGUGCCAUUCGACAAGCCCGAAUAUGCCGGCUUCGACACGCCUCCAGAAGACGAGCUGAUCGCAGAAGGAGAAAAGAAGUUUGAGGCCAUAUCAAAGUAUAUGGUAUCUUCCGGUCUGGGCACAGCAUUUGUUGGGGAACGUCCUCGGCCGCAGGUGCUUCAUCUCUUGCAUACGAGUGGUCUGAUGACUGAUCCAGGGGAUCCCAGUGGAAGAAAUCCCAACAUCAAUCGCCUGACCAUCACUUCGAAAGGCUUCCAAUUCUUACUAGAAGAGAGGCAGACGCAGUUGUGGGAGAUUUUAAUGUACUAUCUCAGCGCAAAAGAGGCCAACUCUGAACGCUCCGCCGAGGUGCUCUCCAUGUUCUUUUCUCUCGGGUGCAUGGACCUUGGCCAAGACUACAGUGCCUCAGAAUCCUUCCCCCGGUCACAGACCGCGCUCAACGACUUGGCCGAAUACGGCUUCAUCUUUAAGCGGUCCCCAGAAAGCGACCAGUUUUGGCCUACGCAUUUGGCCACCUCGCUGUGCUCUGGCGACUCUGCGGCGAUCAAUACCCAGACAGCGGAUGACAAGCGGUUCCUCAUCCUGGAGACGAAUUACAAGAUCUACGCGUACACUUCAAAUGAGCUCGAGAUUGCAAUCCUCAACCUCUUUGUCGACAUUCGCAUCCGCUACCCCAAUCUCGUCGUCGGCAAGCUCGACCGACAGCACGUCAAGGCGGCGAUGGACAAGGGUAUCUCGGCGCAUCAGAUCAUCGCCUACCUCGGAAGCCACGCGCACCCCCAGAUGUACAACUCGCCCCCUCCGUUACUGCAUCCUACUAUUGUAGAUCAACUGCAUCUGUGGGAUAGCGAGAGACAUAGGCUUCAAAUGGAAGAAACGGUCAUGUACGAGUUCUUCAGUAAAGAGCUUUUUGAUGACACUGUCAAUGAGGCCAAGGCGAACGCUGCUCUUCAGCACUCCUCCGCCUCGAAUAAACUCUUGUUUAUUGAACCUCACACCAAGCCAGCUAUCACAGACUUUGUGAAGCAAAGACAGAACUAUUUGAGGGGAGGUUUCUAG